UCGGGACACACCGCCUCCCUGGUCAAGUCCCUUUCCGGCCUACUAUCCAGUUCGCUCCUUUUGUUCAACAAGUUGAGUCCUCAUUCCCGUCCGGAUUCUGAUGGUGUUCUCAUGCGAAAGUAUUCAGCCUACUUGAGCCUAAAGUGCCCUGAUGACAUCGGGGACCUUUCUCAAUUUUUCCACGACUUCACAAUGCGUCAGACUUUUGACUUGCUAGCAAACAUGGCCUGGUCAACUGAAGCUUUGAGUUCCUUCUUUAAGGUCAGUUUCCUGCUUUGA
Messenger RNA from Dibothriocephalus latus, 279 nucleotides. Lineage: Eukaryota; Metazoa; Platyhelminthes; Cestoda; Diphyllobothriidea; Diphyllobothriidae. The record is from the annotation of a GenBank genome assembly.